Durotheca rogersii is the source of this 1862-nucleotide messenger RNA. Its product is annotated as ThiJ/PfpI family protein. The transcript has 4 exons. The coding region runs from base 390 to 1163 and encodes 257 amino acids. The record is from RefSeq and is a predicted model, not a curated record. Lineage: Eukaryota; Fungi; Ascomycota; Sordariomycetes; Xylariales; Xylariaceae.
CGUCGGAGCCAAGGUGACCAAUCACAUUACACGGAUCUGGCGGGGCACGUCCUAGAAGCAGAGAGAGAGAGAGAGAGAGAGAGAUCUGAGGGGAUAACCUUGUUUGGGCCGGGGGGGCCGGAGAGCGGAUAUGAGAGAGUGAGAGGGAGAAGGAGAGGGAGGGGGAUAAGGGACUUCGCUGGAUAAAUACCCUGCUCACGCUCCCGCUCGUCUGUAAUAGUCUGCUGAGAGCCCAUCCGGAACCAGUUCUGCUCUGUCGACCGACGUAUUCAUCUACUCUUUUACCCUCGCUCGCGCCGCACAGAGAUCUGCAGAGCAUCGAUUGCGGCUCUAUACUUAUCAAUCCUACCUACCUCCACUACCUAUCGGUAUAUUGCUAUCCAGACACGAUGGCUAACGAUAGCCCUGUCACCAACACCCGGCCUACCGUCCGAGUCGGCGUCUUCAUCCCCCGGAAGUGCCAGAUGCUCGACGCGGCGACUGUGGACGUCCUCGGGACCAUGGACUACGAAUACAUGAAGAUGGUAGAGGGUAUCUUUCCGAGCUCGGUCGUCGAGCUGGCGCCGUCGGUCAAGGUCCGGUACAUCGGGACGGGGCCAGCGGGCGGGCCGAUCCCGGUGACGUCCGGGGGCAAGCUCGUGUCGACGCACCGCUACUCGGACCCGGAGGUGGCGCCGGGCGAGCUCGACAUCGUGAUCGUGCCGGGGCCGGACCCGUUCGAGCCCAUCGACCGCGAGUCGCUGCCCUGGCUGGCGGCGCACGGCGCGCGCGAGGACGUCGACAUCCUCAGCGUGUGCACCGGCAUCUUCAUCGUCGGCGAGGCCGGCCUGCUCCGGGGCAAGGUCGCCGCCGGCCCCCGCGACGCCCAGGACCUCAUCCGCGCCAAGGACUACGGCGUCAAGGAGCUCGUCGGCGACCGGUACCGCUGGGUCCAGGACGGGAAUCUGUGGUCGAGCGGCGGUGUCACGAACGGCAACGACAUGGUGGCGGCGUACUGCCAAGCGUCGCCGCGCUUCCCGGACGCGCUAGUGGCGAUCGCGUGCGCGGUCACGGACGUGGGCGACCGGCCGCGCGAGUACGAGCAGCCGUCGAACAUACCUAAGAUCUCCACGGAGAACGUGGGUAACAUCUUAGCCUCGAAGACCGCGGGCGCAAAGCCGUAGGCCGUCUCUCGGAUAGAUAGCCGGCGUAGGGGGGGAAGAGGCGGAGCGAGGGCCAAGGGAUGGACGGCGAGGUUAUAGAAAGGAAGAAGUCCGUGCUCGCUCGCCUCCCCGCCUGGGAGGGAAUGCGGGGAGAAAGAGGAGGAGGGGGGGGGAGCGGAUCGCAGAUGGGCUGUCGUGCCUCGCGUUUCCGUCUCGUCUCGGAAGUUUAGCUGGGAUCGUUACAUAUACUCUCGCAUAUCAGGGAAGAAACACGCAAUGAUGUAUUCGUCCCGUACGCCUUGCUUACGCUCUAGCUCUGACACGAUUCGCCAGGUCUAAGAACCGGUCGGAGAUCUUGGUACCAUUUGGUUCUUGCUCGUCUGGCCUUUUUAGUAAGUACCUAUUAUCAACUUUUGUCUUGCACCUGUAAAUUUCCGCAGGUCGAGCUGGCUUUCUUCAUUUCGUCCCCAGCCCCCCCCCUCCCUCGCGCAAUAUGCCUUACCCUGCCCGGAUCCAGGCAAUAUGGGCAUCCAUAUGUGAGCGUAGUACCGCAGGUGCGAAGACGUCGAAAACGCCGUGGUGGCUUGACCACCCCCCAGGAGAUUCGGUGGUGGCAUAGGUAUAGAUAGAGAAAUUUGUCUGGCGGGUGACUCGAUCGGUGAUUAUUUUGGGGGGGUUGAAACGGAGGUAAGGGGGAAAAGCAGCCAGGUUUUUUUUUUU